AUGAAACAGAUUCUACUUCUAGCAUUUGUCGCAUUCUCCCAUGGAGCUAAGUUAGACAAGACCUACUUACCUCCAGCCACAGCACAAUCUGCAGGUGGAACUGGCUUAGAAACCCCAAAAACUGCUCCAGGACUAGUCAAUGGAAUUACUGGACAUCUUGCUGCUAACUUCAGACCCGAGCGCCCGCAGGCUGUCUUCGAAAGAAACGCUGCUAUUCUUCGAUAUGACAAUGUCAAUAAUGGAGACAACUACGCGUACAGAUAUGAGACUUCGAACGGUAUUACUGCUGAAGAGACUGGGAUUGCCACCAACGGUGUGGUCGCUCAAGGAGGCUUCUCUUAUUUGGGUGAUGAUGGUAGACAGUACACGGUCAGGUACACCGCUGAUGAGAAUGGAUUCAGACCAGUAGGCGACCACCUCCCCACUCCACCACCAAUUCCAGAAGCCAUUUUGAGGUCUCUGGAAAAGAACGCCCGUGACGAAGCUGCCGGAAUUUAUGAUGAUGGAUCCUACAACGAAAACUUAUACGGUGAGAAGAGAGGAUACAAUCGUGGCUAUAACUAUGCUACCAGUGCUGCCAACUUACAGACUAUUAAAAAUCUGGAACAAGCCAAUAUUCAGGCUCAGGCUAUCAAUCUUUUGGAGCAGGCCAAACAAGCGCAGGCCAUCAAUAACGCUGUACAAGCUAACAUUCAGGCUCAAGCCAUAAACCAGUGGGAACAAGCCAAGGCACAGGCUGUAAACCACGCAGCUCAGGCACAAGCUAUCAACCAUGCAGCUCAAGCCAAUAUUCAGGGCCAAGCAAUCAACUAUGCAGCGCAGGCCAACAUUCAGGCGCAAGCUAUCAACCAUGCAGCGCAGGCCAACAUUCAGGCGCAAGCUAUCAACCAUGCAGCGCAAGCCAACAUUCCAGCGCAAGCUAUCAACCAUGGAGCGCAGACAAACAUUCAAGUGCAAGCUAUCAACCAUGCAGCGCAGGCCAACAUUCAAGCGCAAGCUAUCAACCAUGCAGCUCAGGCCAACAUUCAGGCGCAAGCUAUCCACCACUUGGAACAAGCUAAGCAGGCCCAAGCUGUCAAACAGGUAGAACAAGCCAAAGCACAGGCCAUCAACAGCUUAGGCCAAGCCAAAUCGACCGCAGGAUCAAAAGCAUACCUACCACCGAAAGAGCAUUAA
Messenger RNA from Aricia agestis (brown argus), 1176 nucleotides. RefSeq lists its product as uncharacterized. Lineage: Eukaryota; Metazoa; Arthropoda; Insecta; Lepidoptera; Lycaenidae. Gene Ontology annotation, cellular component: chitin-based extracellular matrix. The transcript is spliced from 5 exons. Gene Ontology annotation, molecular function: structural constituent of chitin-based larval cuticle. The record is from RefSeq and is a predicted model, not a curated record. The coding region runs from base 1 to 1176 and encodes 391 amino acids.